Camelus dromedarius (Arabian camel) is the source of this 5597-nucleotide messenger RNA. RefSeq names its product tripartite motif-containing protein 5. Gene Ontology annotation, biological process: regulation of viral entry into host cell; positive regulation of canonical NF-kappaB signal transduction; protein polyubiquitination. The transcript has 7 exons. Bases 2955 to 4415 code for a protein of 486 amino acids. Gene Ontology annotation, molecular function: zinc ion binding; protein kinase binding; ubiquitin protein ligase activity. The record is from RefSeq and is a predicted model, not a curated record. Lineage: Eukaryota; Metazoa; Chordata; Mammalia; Artiodactyla; Camelidae. Gene Ontology annotation, cellular component: nucleoplasm; cytoplasm; cytosol.
ACACAUGUGCCCAGGCCCUGUCUUCACCCUUCCCUAAGGAAUCACAACUUCUCCAUUGGAGAGUGAAGCUACUGGAGUGUUUUGUGAAGGGCUGGUUUCCAGAGACAUAGAAGGAGAAACUGAAACUGUUUCGCUUGUCUUUAGGUGUUGCCGCUGGGAUGUAUUGAGUUUGCAAUCUCAUGAGCUCAGAUGUCAGAAGACCGACUUGUAAGGUGCAGUCAGCUGACACCAUGGCAGCCACAUGACCUGAUGUUUCAUCAGGCAGAUGCCACUCUCUUUCCCACGUCCACCUCCCUGACUGCUGGGGAGCCCUUGGGUCACUGCUUAGGUAGUGGGGGGGUCAUCCUUCAUGUGUGAGGACCUGUUCCUUCUAUGUGUGUUGUGCUGCAGCUGCUUUGACAGUAGCUCCUUGGAGCCCUGCAGGGAAAAUAAAUUCUGCAACCCCAUGGCAGACUCCAGACUCUGCUCUCCCUCCUCUGUAGGUUCUUGACUCAUCUCAGCAUUGGUUGGAUCCUGAAAGGUAUGAGAAAUAGACAGAGGCCCCACCACAAUAUUUGGACAACAGCCUGAGUCAUGAACUGAUACAAUGUCACCUCUCAUCUUGUUACUCAUUAGCUAGAUCUUUGCCACCUUUGGCAAACUGCAGACGGCCUCUAGGCUAUUUUCAGCGUCUGUACCUUCAUCUGCAUUGCAUUUACAGUUCACCUGCAGCCUCCUUCUGUAUCAAGUGUUCUUCAUGCGUGAGGAACAUGGCGUAAGUGUGGAGUUUCAGCAGGUGUACAUUUAUCUCUGGGCAGCUUUGUAGCUUCUCCCUCCCUUUUGCUGAGUAAAGGGAAACUUAUUGUUUGUUUCAUACUGGCGGUCUUUCUUUUCCCAUCAAACGUUGACAACCAUCAGGACAUGUUUAUUGCGUCACGGCCCCAUUUGCCUAGAGUAGCUACAGAACUCCCGAGCCUGGACUACGAGCACCAUGCUGAGUCCAGGUUGAAGAAGGAGCAUCACUCUGCUACCACUCUGCGAUGCUCCCUCUGACUGACCACCAGGAGUGGCUUCCAGACUGGACCACCCAUGCCACGCACACAGCCUCAUAGGACAUAAACUACCAGGUUCACUUAGCUUAGCUGGGAGUUUCAGGACAGGGGACACAGCACUGGAUGGCUGGCUCAGGUGCGCUCUUGGAGGUGGCCCUUACAGUGGUCCAGGAGGUACAUUAUCCCCAUUAUCUCGGCUGUUUAAGGAACCAGACUAGGUGAAUAUGUGUGUGAAACUACCCCAGGGGACAUAACCCUGUGGCUUAUCUGCUUACCUUGUAAAGGUUAUGAGCAGCAGCUUCCAAGGAACUAAAAGAGACAUAUCUGAACAUACCAGUCACAGCCCCCUGUGAAUACGGUACCUAUGCUUACCCUUGGCAUUUCAGCUCUGUAUAAAGCCUUCCUAACCAAACGCACUUUAUAUGUCACGAUAGUUUUCCUGUCAAUAAUGUGACCUUGAAAGCCUGCCAACCUCCACUUUGUUGUAACCCAGGACGUUUCCCAGAAAAACCACACGCACACACACACACACACACACACACACACACACACACACACACACACACUAGGAGAAGAGUAAGCCAACAUUGUCUGUAAAGCAACAAAGACCCCAGGCCUCAUGUUAGUCCUUUGUUCCACGUGUCUAAGCCAGUCCCCAAUCCUGCAUGUUCCCUCCUCCUGCGCUCACUCCCAUCUGCUGCCUCCAUUGUCUUCAGCACCCGGCCCCUCAUCAUCUCUCCCCGGAGCCCCUGUGCAGGCAUCCCACCUGAACCUCCCAGGUCCACGCUGGGUCCAUGUGACAGCUCACAGCUCCAGGCACCUCUUCUCUGAUGGGGAAACAUGGGUCAUUGUCCUUCCUCUUGGAAAUGGGUCCCUAAAUGUUAUGUAAUUUAGGAAGUGUCAUAUUUAUGUCAUUGUAGCUCUUGUGAGACCAAAGGCCAGCACUUUUCUGCUCACCAGCCACACGGACAUUUGCAACCUUAUGAUAGAUACUCUGUGUUCCAGGAACAGCUCAUUUCCUCUCCCUAAUGCAUUUUUCCUCUCUUUCAUGCCACGUUUCCUUCAUCUGCUUGAGGUUUCAGUUUAACCCUUGUGUUUACAACUUCGAAUUCUUGGACAAUCCCUUAUUGUCCCCCAUUAUUUGAUUUCUGAACAACAUGCAUCUCUAGUAGUUUUCACGUCUGCUUUUUCACAUCUACAUAUAUGGAUAUGUGGCUGAAUUUUAAUUUGCCAUUACCUUCCAAGUGAAUUUCCAGUUCAUAGUGACUAAAAUCCUCUGUUUAGACUCAUCUUUCUGAUUAUGGCUGUUAGGCCAGUUGCUAGCGUGUAAGUCACCAUCAAGGAAAAUUAGCUGAAGGAUUUUGCCUAGUACUUUGUGGAUUUUUCUCAGGGCUGACAUUCAUUUCAUGUGUGUUUCUAUGUUUUUAGGUAUCUGACUUCUGUGAUCCUAUGAGUAUACCUGUACCAUCUCCAUCCCAUCCAUCCUUAUAUACACACACGAACACACACACACACACACACACACACACACACACAUACACACAGGCUUAGUCUCCUAUCAAUCUCCUUGACAGAAUUCCAGGCUUAUACACGGAUCUUGGUAGAAAAAUAUCAGAUCAUACUUUUGUUUGGUAAAAUUAAAUAAUAAGAAUCAUGAACUGAGAGCAAAGUGUUUAAAAUUAUUAUGAAAUGUCCUUUAUAACAGGUCAGCCAGCUCCUUCCUUUUUUCUCUCUGUUUCUUUGUUUGUUUGUUUGUUUUGGCCUUCAAUAAUUUGGUCUUCAAGCAUCUUUGAUUUCUACACAAUUAGUAUCACUUUCUUUGUACCUUUCUCUGUUGCCUUUCAAUAUUGCCAAUCACGCAGGGAUCUGUGAGUACGAGAAGCCUUAGAAAUCAGGACGGGUGGAAACAGGGGAGUGGCUGGCAUGGCGUCAGGAAUCCUGGUGAACAUACAGGAGGAGGUGACCUGCCCCAUUUGCCUGGAGCUUCUGACAGAACCCUGCAGCCUUGACUGUGGCCACACGUUCUGCCAAGCCUGCAUCACUGCGAACAACAAGGAGUCCAGGACUGGCCAAGAAGGGGAGAGCAGCUGCCCUGUGUGCCGAGUCAGUUACCAGCCUGAGAACCUGCGGCGUAACCAGCUUGUGUCCAACAUAGUGGAGAGGCUCAGGGAGGUCAGGCUGAGUUCAGAGGUGGAGCAGAUGGAAAAUCUCUGUGCGCGCCACAGAGAGAAACUCCUGCUCUUCUGUAAGGAGGAUGGGAAGGUCAUUUGCUGGCUUUGCGAGCGGUCCCAGGAGCACCGUGGUCACCGCACGUGCCUCUUGGAGGAGGUUGCCCAGGAGUACCAGGGGAAACUCCAGGCAAUUCUGAAGAGGCUGAGGGAGGAGCAGCGGGAAGCUGAGAACUUUGAGAUGGAAGUUAGAGAAGAGAUCACUGCCUGGAAGCAUCAAAUGGAAAAUGAGAGACAAAAUGUCCAGGCAGAGUUUAAAGAACUGAGAGCUAUCCUGAACGAUGAGGAGCAGAAGGAACUUCAAAAGCUGAAGGAUGAUGUAGGAGGUAUUCUGCGUAACCUGGCAGACUCUGAGAAUGAGGUGGUCCAGCAGAGCCAGUUGGUGAGAGACCUCAUCUCAGAUCUGGAACAAUGUUUGCAACGGUCAAUGGUGGAGAUGCUGCAGGAUGUGCAUGGCAUCAUAAAAAGGAGUGAGACCUUGACUCUGAAGAAGCCAAAAACCUUUUCCAAGGAACAAAGGAGAGUGUUUCGAGCUCCUGAUCUGAGACUGAUUUUCAGAGUGUUUGAUGUUCCCGUGACCCUGAUUCCUCCAAAGCGUAAAUCAAAUGUUGUCAUUUCUGCGGAUGGAAGACGAAUGAGUUAUGUGCAUACUUUUGGACAAUCCAAUGCAUAUCUGAAUGGUGAUUAUCAAGACCCUGGUGUCCUAGGCUCCCCAUUUAUUACAAGAGGAAAACAUUACUGGGAGGUAGAUGUGUCACAGAAACGUGCCUGGAUCCUUGGGGUAUAUGAUGAAAACCGACACAGAAAUUUUAUGAGAGUUUUAUCCCAAGAACAUGAAAAUUAUCAACCUGUUUGCUUGCAAUAUCAACCUAAAUGUGGCUACUGUGUUAUAGGGUUACAGAAUUAUCAAUAUUAUGCUUUUGCCCAGUCUCCCUCCUCUGAUCCCUUAAAGAUACCCCUCUCCCUGAGUGUUCCUCCCAGGCGUAUUGGGGUUUUCCUAGACUAUGAUGCUCGCACUGCCUCAUUUUUCAAUGUCACAAACAAUGGGUCUCUCAUCUAUAAAUUCUCUUCGUGUUCCUUUUCGCAGAAAACGCAUGCAUAUUUCAAUCCUAUGAAAUGUGAGGCCCCCAUGACUCUGUGCUUGCCAGGCUCCUGAACCUUGUAACACUCACACCUACUUCUUUCUCCUGCCUCUUCUUGUGCGUGCAUCUAACCUGCCUGAGCUCAUCUGCACCAUCCCUCCAUUUUCCUUUGUUCUAUCUUUUUUUUUCCAUUUGAAUGUUUUUCAUUCAUCAGUUAGGCUAUUCAACUGGCCCUGUGUUUUAUUUUUUUUGUCUAAUAUCAUGUCUAGAUUAGGAGAAAAUCUUAAUUCAUCAUUUUCUACACCCCAAGAAAAAGUGAUUAAUGCCGUACAAAGGAGCAGUCCUGAUGGAACACCUCUGCAAAUUUUUACAGCCUCAUUUCCUUUGGCACUGACCAAGAAGAGGAAGGGAUGCUUCUUAAAAAUUUCAUAUAUUAUCAAAGCCUUUGUAUUUACUUGUCAUUUACUAAAGUGUGAUCCUGAGUGGUGUCUCAGUUUACCUAUAUUGUCCCUUACUCCCCAAGGAAUUAAGGAGAAAAUAUCACAAAUAACAUGUACUAAGAGUGGGAAUUUUGUAUCCAGAGUAUGUGACUUCAAGCCCUGUCUCUCCACAUAUGAGCAGUGAAACCUUGAAAAACAUACUAGAACACUCUGUUUAUUUUCUUAAAAUGAUCUUGGUAUGAAAACUGCACCAUAUAUAAGAUCAUUGUGAGUAGAUAAAUGUUAUUAAGUAUAAAGCAUCUAUUCUUCUCAACUUAACAAUAAAUAUUAGAUUUGUUCAUUACUGAGAAAUAUAACCCGUGUCAGUGUCUCAUUAACAGGUUUGUGCCUUCAGGGGCACAAGGGUUGUUUUUACUGUCGUCUCAUUUUGCAGAUUCUAGAUGCCUCUGUGCUGCUGACAAGACUACUCCAGCUCUCCCUGCCAUGGAAAACUGUGUGUGUGUGACCACAAGUAGAAUUUUAUUAUAAUUCUGGUGUUGCUACACACUGGUUCUUUACAAGUAAACUAAAUUCUAUGGAAUUGUUUCUCAUUUGUAAAAAAAUUACCUGAUCAAUAUUGUGAAUAUUAAACAAUACACUGUUUGCAAUAGCGUCUGUAAUUUCUAGGAUAUAAGUGGUGGUCCAAUAUGAUAUGUAUUUAUUUUUUGUCUCCUUCUUCCUAUGACCAAGAUAAAUCAUUUUUAGAAUAUAUGCUAGUUUGUAUUCAACAUUAUUACCGUUGCUAUGUUUUAAGAACUGAAUAAAUUGAUCAAUGAA